Molecule: messenger RNA, 1637 nt
Organism: Cydia pomonella (codling moth)
Lineage: Eukaryota; Metazoa; Arthropoda; Insecta; Lepidoptera; Tortricidae
Product: RIB43A-like with coiled-coils protein 2
Exons: 10
Coding region: 264-1400 (378 amino acids)
Source: RefSeq, a predicted model, not a curated record
AUUUUCUUAUUUAAAAAAGCUGGCCAUUGACAAAACAACAAUAAAACAUAAAAACUCCAUGACAACGUCACUGUUUGUUCGUUACGCGCCUCGUAGCCGAAUUCAGUCGUAAAUACAGAUUUUUUAUAUCUUUUGUAUAUUGUAAAAAAUAUUUAAACCCUUCUCGUCCUUCUACAUUUUAUAGGUAAGGUUUUCACAACGUUUAAGGCAACAAAGAACCAGUCAUUCCUAUAGUAUAGACCAAUCAUCAUCAAUCAGCCAAAAUGAUGAAAAUGCAAAUAGCCAAUGAGCAGGACCGAAAGGAGGCGCAGAACAGAGAGAGACGGCGGCAGUGUGAGCUAGAGAGAAGAUCGAGGAUCUUUAAUGCCAGGAACAGGAAGAUUGGGGUGGACCUUCCAUUCCUGGAGCGGCAGGUAGCAGAGAAGCGAGCUGAACGCGAUGAACAGCAACGACGUGACCAAGCGUUUGCUGCACAGAUGAUCAAGGACAGCAAUCUGGCUGCGGUGCUGGAGGCUAGGGAAGAGGAGGAGCGCCGUCGCAUUGGCUCCGAGAUUGACAACUACCGGCAGCUGUACCAGCGGCCGCAGGACCGCCGCGAGUUCGACCUCAACGACCCCGAUGUGCUCAAGAAGCAGUUACCACCGCGGGCCAGUGACGUCAUCGGCAUGUCCAGUGCUCAAAAAUUCGAGGGCGAAGAUCUGGAUUAUGAAGAGCGCAAGAAGAUCAUGGCCGUCCAGAAGAACUCGUGGUUGGAGCAGCAGGUCCAGGAGCGGAAGGCUGCUGAGGAGGAACGCAAGGCGGCGGAGGCUGCGUACAUGAUGGCAAUAAAGGCGCGAGACGCUCGAGCAAGCGAGUUGGACAAACUGGAGCGCGAGUGCCGCUACCGACUGGGGCAGGCCAACUUGAGAUACAACGAAGCUUUGGCGGCAGAGCGCAAGCAGCUGGAGCAAGUCUUGAAAGAGCAGGAAGAAGCGGACAACACGGCGGAGAUGUACAACAACUUGACAUCUGACAUGCUCACGGAGAACCCAGAUGUCGCUAAGAGCGCCCUCGGCAAGAACAGAGCUAUUGGUUUCAUGUACAAGGGCAUGAACCAAGAGGAGCUGAAGAAAUUUUAUGCGGCACAAAAAGAACAGAUGGCCGCUGCAAAGGCUAAGCGCGAAGCGGAUGACAAGAUGGAAGCGGAGUGGCAGGCGCUCGCCAAGUCCAUACAGCGCGAAGUGGCGCGGCAGGACAUCGCGGACCAGAGAAAACGCAAGGAAAUUGCCCGUCAACUAAUGGAAGAGAACCAGCUGUUGGCCAUGGCGCAGAAGGAGAAGGAGAAAUACUUCCGCGAAGUCGUCUACAACAACACGCCCACCGAUCUCUACUACUCGCAGUUCAAUACUACUACUAGAUAAAAUAUAUCGAUUCAGUAUUGAACGCAUAAAACCAGCACCUAGGAUAGUUCCUCUGCUCACUUCAGAUUAUUGGAACGUAUUUCUGUUCUAAAGUCCUAAGGAAGUUACUUUCAAGCCUAGCAAGUCAUACUUUAAGAUUUGUUUCUAUAGAAAACAGGUACCAUACAGAUUGCAUAGAAAUUAAUCCACCAUUAUGUUUUUUUUUUUUUUUGCAAAGUAAACAACAGUGCCUCAGUG